Vigna unguiculata (cowpea) is the source of this 689-nucleotide messenger RNA. RefSeq names its product 18.2 kDa class I heat shock protein-like. NCBI's taxonomy places the organism in Eukaryota, Viridiplantae, Streptophyta, Magnoliopsida, Fabales, Fabaceae. The record is from RefSeq and is a predicted model, not a curated record.
AGUUUCUUCUUCACAACAAAGAAAGUGUGGAAUUGAAAAUCCUGUAAUAGCCAUGGCUCUCAUCCCAAACAUCUUCGGUAGUCGACGAAGCAACGUGUACGAUCCUUUGUUUGAGGAUAUAUUUGACCCUUGGGGAGGGUUCCCCUUGGCUUCGUUGGGUGGAGAAGGCAAUGCCAUGGUCAACACUCGCGUGGAUUGGAAAGAGAGUGCAGAGGCUCACGUGUUCAGCGUGGAUCUUCCUGGGUUGAAGAAGGAGGAGGUGAAGGUGGAAGUGGAAGAUGGGAGGGUGCUGCAGAUUAGUGGAGAGAGAAGCAGAGAGAAGGAAGAGAAGGAUGAUAAGUGGCACCGCGUUGAGAGAAGCUCUGGGAAGUUCGUGAGGAGGUUCAGGCUUCCCGAGAAUGCAAAAAUGGAAGAGAUCAAGGCUGCUAUGGAAAAUGGGGUGCUCACUGUUACUGUACCUAAAGAGGAAGAGAACAAACCUCAGAUGAAGUCGAUUCAAAUCUCUGGCUAGAUCUAUGUCUCUUUCUUCUAUAUUCUGUGUUCUGUUUGUGUUCCUAUGUAUCAUCAUGCAUUGCAGUUAUGUGAAGUUCUAAUGUUGUGGUUGUGAUGUUUUCCGUUACAUGUUUCAAUUAACUGUCACUUUUGAAGAAGAAUUUUCAAUAAAAGGUUAACUCAAAUCACUUAUGUUA